AUGUUGUUUCUACUUCACAAGGCUCGUCGCCCGCUCGGCGACCGUCCGUACGCUAUGAAGGCCUUGAAGGACGCCAAGCGCAUACUCAUUCAGGGUAACGACACCGACUGUGGAGUGUUCGUGUGUAUGUACCUGAACGGACUGGUCAGCACGGGAUUCAAGACGGUGUUUACCUGGGUGUCAUGCAACGGCGUCACAUCACGCACCUACAGGAGAGGCAUGCGCAGGGAUGUGGCCAGUCAUGCAGUGGGGGAGCUGUUUGUGCAGCUGUACAUGGAGGAAGUCGAGGUGCUGCCCCAGCCGCAUGCGCGUGUAGACGACGACGGUUGCAUGCUGUUUCCAACGGAGGACGAGGUCAGAACGGACCUGGCGCAGCUGUCCCCCGAUAGGAACAGCAUGGAGGUGGAUGGUGUCCUCUUGGCAGCCGCCGUAAUGAGUAUCGCCUCAGCGCUUGGGUUCACCCAGGAUCAGCUGGAAGCGGCGUGUGCCCAUGAGUUGGGUUCGCCUUGGGGGUACUUGAAGGAGGAGGACGCGGCGUAUGCGUACGCCGCUGGCGCGUUUGUGAUCAGACGGAAGGACCACUUCCCCAAGAUGAUGUCAUUGUCAGAUGCGGAGAUGGCUGCACUGGAGGGGGCUAUCGUGGAUGACGUUAGGCAUCUUGUACAGAAGCGCAAAUGGUACAGGUGGAGGGAGUGGCGUAAAGCCAUGGACUACAUUGGUGUACUGCCAGGAACACCCUUCAAGCCGGAGCCAGGUGCGGAGUCGCCUCCAACGAAAGCAGAGGCAGCUGAUAGCGAUACUCGAGAUGCUGAAGAAGAUGAGGAUCUGGUGAGCGAGGAUGACAAUGGGGGAGAAGACACGUCGACGCCCCCUCGCGACGCGAGAGAUGAUCGGGAUGGCUCGAGCUCUUCGUCGCGCGAGACGACGUCGAAUCGCCGCAAGGCUGGAACGGCCCGGUCGCAGGAGGAUGCGCGCACCGCGCGGAGUGGAAAGAGGAGCAGGGACCCAGACCUAGAGGACGAUGAAGGGCGUGAAGAACCUGCAGCGACGGGCCCGGGCCCAGUGUCGUCAGACGACGACCCAAACGAAGCUCUUCCAAGGGUCAAUCCGCGCGUCGACGGCGACGAAGACGCCACACAGGAGGAGGCCUCAGAUUCCGCGCCCGUGACCAGGGCGGAGAUGACGGCGCUGCGCAAGAUGCAGAUGGACACGGCAGCUACAAUGGCACGGCUGGAGACGGCACUGCUGGCCUCGCUGGCCAACCACCAGGCGAAGAAGCGCAAACGUGACAACGCAAGAGGCGAGUGCGACAGGGUCAACCCACGUGCGGACGUCGAGCUCACCGAUCCUGCAGUGUGCGCUGAAGAAAUCUGCGAGCAGCUGUGUGUGCAUCCCUUCAUCAACACUCCAGACGCGCAGAUGCCGUUCUACCCCAGUAGUGCGGCGAAGAGUGCCGGGCUAUGCGCUGUAAUUGAGCGUCUGACUCCCACCUUUGCUGCUCUCGCAAUGGCUGCGGACAAAGCGUGUCGCGCUGACCUGAACCGUACGCUGAGCGAUUGGAAGACGGCGGCCGCGGGCAAGGUGCGAGACAUCGCUCUGCCGAAGCUGGGACUUUUCCGCGACGAGAGGGACGCGAGCAGCCCGUGGGCUGCACCAAGGGCCCGGUCGGCUGCGAGAGUUCAGGAGCGUCUUCUUCUGACGCUCGAUGGGGAGGGUAAGGCUGUCAACCUGGUUGGUUUUUGCUUGGGCGGUUGCAACAUAAUGACGCACGUAUGGCCGGAUGGUUGUUGUGCAGACCACUUCGUGAUCUCCAAGUGGAGCGAGGACAGGCGCGGCAUGCCAUUUGCGUCGGGCGCAUUUGCUGCUUGCGCUCGCGCGGCGUUCAGGCCCCGGAUGGUGAACGGGACGCUGACGUUGAAGCUGUAUCACAUGGCGUGGCUCGAACACGUGGUGACCGACGCGAUCCGCUUCUGGGACACCCGCAAGGGCAGGCUCUCGAACUCUGCGGGUGUCAACGCGCAGAUCGUGGACGGCCUCCGCGAGUGCGCGCUCGUGGACGUCAUGGCUGCCAUCGAGCAGUACCAGCUGCAGUACGACCCCACGACGUCGUCGUGGGCGUGGGGCCGCCAUGGGCUGCGCUUGUCUGCGGAUGGAGUUGAGAGGCAGGAGCCCGCCAAGCAGGCACACAGCGAGAGCGACGGCUAG
Molecule: messenger RNA, 2205 nt
Organism: Closterium sp. NIES-65
Lineage: Eukaryota; Viridiplantae; Streptophyta; Zygnematophyceae; Desmidiales; Closteriaceae
Source: the annotation of a GenBank genome assembly